Funneliformis geosporum is the source of this 213-nucleotide messenger RNA. The record is from the annotation of a GenBank genome assembly. Lineage: Eukaryota; Fungi; Glomeromycota; Glomeromycetes; Glomerales; Glomeraceae.
AUGUUGGAAAUCCCCUCACAAAUAACACAAUUCAGCUCAAAAGUACUUCCUGUAAUUAUGUUGGCGUGGAAGGCAAAGAUGAUUGUUAAGGAAACAAUCGAAUUUAUUGAGCAAAAGCAAUAUUCAGAUGAUGAAGAAAAUACAGACGAUCAACUUCAAAAUUUACAAAACAGUUGUGAAUUUUCUCCUCCACGGAAAAAAAUAAAUCAAGUG